Hippoglossus stenolepis (Pacific halibut) is the source of this 2805-nucleotide messenger RNA. Its product is annotated as mucin-2-like. The record is from RefSeq and is a predicted model, not a curated record. Lineage: Eukaryota; Metazoa; Chordata; Actinopteri; Pleuronectiformes; Pleuronectidae.
AUGACUCUGAUUGCUGUUGUGCUUGUUGGAAGCUACCAGCAACACCUGAAACCAGGUGGUGACCAGCAACGUAGCAACAAAGGUAACAAGCAGAUUCCUGCCAAACCAGGUGAAGACAACCAACCAGGAAAAUAUCCACACCCCGGUAACGAAGACAAACCACAUAAAGACAACAAACCAGGAAAAUAUCCAAAACCCGGUAACGAAGACAAACCACAUAAAGACAACAAACCAGGAAAAUAUCCAAAACCCCGUAACGAAGACAAACCACAUGAAGACAACAAACCAGGAAAAUAUCCAAAACCCGGUAACGAAGACAAACCACAUAAAGACAACAAACCAGGAAAAUAUCCAAAACCCGGUAACGAAGACAAACCACAUGAAGACAACCAACCAGGAAAAUAUCCAAAACCCGGUAACGAAGACAAACCACAUAAAGACAACAAACCAGGAAAAUAUCCAAAACCAGGUAACGAAGACAAACCACAUAAAGACAACAAACCAGGAAAAUAUCCAAAACCCGGUAACGAAGACAAACCACAUAAAGACAACAAACCAGGAAAAUAUCCAAAACCCGGUAACGAAGACAAACCACAUAAAGACAACAAACCAGGAAAAUAUCCAAAACCCGGUAACGAAGACAAACCACAUAAAGACAACAAACCAGGAAAAUAUCCAAAACACGGUAACGAAGACAAACCACAUAAAGACAACAAACCAGGAAAAUAUCCACACACCGGUAAGGAAGACAAACCAGAUAAAGACAACAAACCAGGAAAAUAUCCACACACCGGUAAGGAAGACAAACCAGAUAAAGACAACAAACCAGGAAAAUAUCCACACACCGGUAAGGAAGACAAACCAGAUAAAGACAACAAACCAGGAAAAUAUCCACACACCGGUAAGGAAGACAAACCAGAUAAAGACAACAAACCAGGAAAAUAUCCACACACCGGUAAGGAAGACAAACCAGAUAAAGACAACAAACCAGGAAAAUAUCCACACACCGGUAAGGAAGACAAACCAGAUAAAGACAACAAACCAGGAAAAUAUCCACACACCGUUAAGGAAGACAAACCAGAUAAAGACAACAAACCAGGAAAAUAUCCACACACCGAUAAAGACACUACCCCAACAACAACCACUACCCCCACAAUAACAACCACUACCCCAUGUGCAACAACCACAACCCCAACGACAACAACCACUACCCCAACUACAACAACAACUACCCCAACAACAACAACCACUACCCCAACUACAACUACCACAACCCUGACAACAACCACCACUACCCCAACUACAACAACCACUACCCCAACAACAACCACUACUCCCACCACUACCCCAACUACAACAACCACUACCCCAACUACAACUACCACGACACCAACAACCACAACCCCAACGACAACAACCACUACCCCAACUACAACUACCACGACCCCAACAACCACUACCCCAACUACAACUACCACGACCCCAACAACCACUACCCCAACUACAACAACCACUACCCCAACGACAACAACCACUACCCCAACUACAACAACCACUACCCCAACUACAACUACCACUACCCCAACAACAACAACCACUACCCUGCGGUUCCAGCAGAUAACAGUCUACAGUGUCACGUUUGUAACCCCAGCACCUCUGAUUGCAGCCUUUCAAUACAAUGUAAGGGAACAGAGGAUCGCUGCUUUCAAGCCAGUGACGACAACAACCACUACCCCAACUACAACUACCACGACCCCAACAACAACAACCACUACCCCAACUACAACUACCACUACCCCAACUACAACUACCACUACCCCAACUACAACUACCACUACCCCAACAACAACCACCACUACCCCACAACACUACCCACCUACAACAACUCUACCCACAACCACAACCACUACCCCAACUACAACAACCACUACCCCAACUACAACAACCACUACCCCAACUACAACAACCACUCCCCACAAACAACCUACCCCAACCACUACCCCAACAACCACAACCACUACCCCAACAACCACAACACCAACGACAACAACCACUACAACUACAACUACCACUACCCCAACAACAACCACCACUACCCCAACUACAACAACCACUACCCCAACUACAACUACCACGACACCAACAACCACUACCCCAACUACAACUACCACUACCCCAACUACAACUCAACCUCAGCUGAAACUUGUGUGUGAAACUUGCACAAAUGCUAACUGUUCAACCACAGCAGCAGUUACAUGUCCCACAGGCACGAUGUGUAUCACAGCUUCCAUUCAAGCCUUUUCAUCUGGGACUCCUGGACAGCAAAUCUACAAGGCCUGUACCCCCUCCCUGUGUCCAUCCACAGGCUCUCAGACAUUUUCAGUUAACUUGGGUCUUUCGAGUGCACUUGCAAGUGUUACAUGCUGCAGCACAGACAACUGCAACUCCGUCACUCUGCCUUACCCUGCGGUUCCAGCAGAUAACAGUCUACAGUGUCACGUUUGUAACCCCAGCACCUCUGAUUGCAGCCUUUCAAUACAAUGUAAGGGAACAGAGGAUCGCUGCUUUCAAGCCAGUGUGACAAAUGGGGCCGGCACUUCUCCAGCAUGUGGCUGUGCAUCUUUAAAUCUGUGUGAAGCUGCUACCAUCCUGGGGACACUGCCUUUCAUGCAAGAUGUUGGUACCAUUACCAGUGCAGCCUGUUGUGGGACUAGUUUGUGUAACACUCUAACUACAACAACCACUACCCCAACUACAACAACCACUACCCCAACAACCACAACACCAACAACAACCACUACCCCA